Plasmodium gonderi is the source of this 780-nucleotide messenger RNA. Its product is annotated as 50S ribosomal protein L28, apicoplast. Lineage: Eukaryota; Apicomplexa; Aconoidasida; Haemosporida; Plasmodiidae. Bases 1 to 780 code for a protein of 259 amino acids. The record is from RefSeq and is a predicted model, not a curated record. The transcript is spliced from 5 exons. Gene Ontology annotation, molecular function: structural constituent of ribosome. Gene Ontology annotation, cellular component: ribosome. Gene Ontology annotation, biological process: translation.
AUGCAAAGGAAAUAUAAAAAUAAAAUAUACAACUUAACAAAAAAUGUGUAUUUAUUUUUUUAUGCAAUAAUAAACUUGAAUUCUCUUUUCCUCUUGGGCGUUUCAACAGUUAUUCAAAAAAAUGAUGAAAACAGAAUAAAUUCCCAAAAAACAUUUUAUGUGAGAUCUUUAAUAAAAAAAAGUGAUAUAUUUAAAAAUUCCGUAUUUAACAAAAAGUUACAUGUUUCGAAAUUUUCCCUAUUUACUAAAAAAAGACAUAAAGAAGCGUUAGCCAUCCGAAAAUAUAGAAUGACUGGGCCAUCCACAGCCAGAAGGCACCAUGGAUUAGAUGGCAGGAAACGAAUUAACAAAGUCACGAUGUUACCUCAUAAAGAAAUUAAACUUCCAGUAAGGAGAUGUUUAAUAUUGGGUAAAAUGGACAACUGGAAUGCUCGUAAAAUUUCCAAGUCUGGAGUAAAAACUCACAGAAAACAGAGAGUAAAUUUACGAAGAAAAAGAAUUUAUUUUGAGGAAGAAGAUAGAUUUGUAAAAAUGAGAGUCAGUACAAGAGGAUUGAAGACAAUAAAAAAAUAUGGCUUAGGCUAUUGUUGUAAAAAAUUUAACAUAGACCUAAGUAAAAAAAAAUAUGAUGCUGGAUAUUCCCCAAGGAGAAGAAAAAAAAAAAGUGAUGAAUUUUCCUCUGCACAAAAUGAUGCACUAAAUCAGAAACCACUUCAGGUAUACGAAGAUGCGAAUGAAAUGUUGAAAAAUCUAAACCUUGACAAGAUGAAAAAAGAAUAG